Messenger RNA from Prunus avium (sweet cherry), 1084 nucleotides. RefSeq lists its product as uncharacterized. NCBI's taxonomy places the organism in Eukaryota, Viridiplantae, Streptophyta, Magnoliopsida, Rosales, Rosaceae. The record is from RefSeq and is a predicted model, not a curated record.
AAAAGAAAGGAAAGUUUACGCAUGGUUUUGCCCGCCAACUAGAAGUGUCUUGAAAUUUGAGGCGGAGACCGUACGUAUAACAAGUCUGGCCUUCGGGGCACGAAUUAAAACGCUAGAUCCGUAGAAAUGCUCUCUAACUCCCUUAAAUCCCUAGUUCCCCUUUGCCUUGGAAAUUUUCAUACCCAACCCUAAUCUCCCUUCUGCCACACGCAUCAUCCCCAACCCUAAAUUCCCUUCUGCCCCAAUUUAUCAUGGGGCGUCGGAAGAAAUCCCAAGCUUCCAAGCUCACCUCGGGUCAAGAUGACGACCCCCAUGACAACUUAUCGGAGAUCAGGAAAGCUUUAGUCGAAAAUGCCGCCCUCCAAGCCCAACUGAAGAAGGAGCUUUGCCUGCUACGCGCCAGUGAACCCGAAACGAAGAGCCCAAAUCCCACUGUGGUCGCUGGCAGUUCCAAGCGCAGGCCGUCGGCUCAAGGCUCCCUCAAUAUGUUGCCGGCUUCCUAUGUGCUCGAUCCUUGCCCAAGUGAAUGCCGGAAGAGUGUGGCUAGCAUGAAUCAGCCAAAGCAAGCAGAACAAACCAUGAGUGAGAGUGUCGCUAGCAUGAAACAGCCAAAGCAAGCAGAAGAAACCAAGUGUGAGAGUGUGGCUAGCAUGAAGCAGCCAAAGCAAGCAGAAGAAACCAAGUGUGAGAGUGUGGCUAGCAUGAAGCAGCCAAAGCAAGCAGAAGAAACCAAGUGUGAGAGUGUGGCCAGCAUGAAGCAGCCAAAGCAAGCAGAAGAAACCAAGUGUGAGAGUGUGGCUAGCAUGAAGCAGCCAAAACAAGCAGAAGAAACCAAGUGUGAGGGAACAGUCAAGAAGAGAUGCAAACCAAUUGCAAAGCAGAGUUGGAAACCACCGAUAACAGGAAUGCCUUUUUGGCUCCAAGCACCUUUACCGGAAACAGAACUCUUGCCCAGAAGAAAAUAAUCUUGCUGAAGGAGGAAGCACUUCCUUUUACUCAUUUCACUCUGUUAGACUGUUGCUGCUCCAUCUGUUGACUCUAAAAGUAAGUUCUGAAUUACACUUGGGUUUUGAUAUUCCUUUUG